Diabrotica virgifera virgifera (western corn rootworm) is the source of this 1046-nucleotide messenger RNA. RefSeq lists its product as uncharacterized. Gene Ontology annotation, biological process: regulation of transcription by RNA polymerase II. Gene Ontology annotation, cellular component: transcription regulator complex; nucleus. NCBI's taxonomy places the organism in Eukaryota, Metazoa, Arthropoda, Insecta, Coleoptera, Chrysomelidae. Bases 87 to 854 code for a protein of 255 amino acids. The record is from RefSeq and is a predicted model, not a curated record. The transcript is spliced from 2 exons. Gene Ontology annotation, molecular function: DNA binding.
UCGGCCGAUCGUGGGGUACCAACGGCUCGCCUCGCCUAUUGAGGUUAGUAUUUUCUGAUCUUUGCACAGUGAUUGUAAUUCCAGAAAUGGAUAAACUGGAUAAACACAAAUUAAUUAGUUGUGUGUUUAUGCGCGAACCAAUUUGGAACAAGGAAAACAAAUUUCACACCCACAGUUUGGUUCUAUCAAAACUGUGGCAAGAAGUGGCAACGGAAUGUGGAACAACAGUGAUAAUUGCUAGAAACCGAUGGAAAAGGCUUAGGGAGCAGUUCCUAAGAAAGAUUGAAGAUGUACCAAUAAAUCAUUUCGGAGAUAGAUUUGAAGAAGAACAUCUAAGCUGGCAAUAUUUCGAAUCUCUAUUGUUUUUAAAGGAUCAGCGCAUAGUAAGAAGAGGUAAAAGAAAUUUCCCAACGGAAGACGAAGCAGAAGUCGAAAAUUCAACAUGGUUAUUGGAAGGUCGUGAUGAUGAGGGUGAUCAAAGCAUACUAAAAAGAAGUAAGGGAGAUUUUCCUACACAAGAAGACGAAACCUCAACGUUGUUAUCAGAAGGUCGUGAUGAUGAGGGUGAGGCGCCAAAUACGGAUGAAUUUUUUUUCACUGAAACUACAUCAGAUGUUUUAAGAGAAGUUUCACCUGCACACACAUCUUCAUUCUCGUCAUUUCCAAAAAAAUCAAAGAAAAAUACAGAAAUAGACGAAGAUGAAGCAUUUUUUAACAGCACUUUACCGCAUUUAAAAACAUUGACUCCAAAACAAAAGUUGAAGUUUCGUAUUAACGUAAUGCAAUUAUUAGAUAACGAAAUCCCGUCAACCACAAAACCUACUGGCCCUAAUAAUAAAAAUAAUAAUGGCUAAUCCAUACCAUUGAAAUGUGGAUGGCUAAUCCAUGAGAGUUUCCGGAGGCGAUAUGCGAACUCAUCAGCAAGCUUUGCCACCAAUCCUGCAUUUCAGCUUUUAAGUAAUGCCAAAUAUUUAUGAUGACAUGCACACAUGACUUUCACAGUAAUUUGUAUUAAAUUUUUUUCAAUAAAAUGUUUAUAUUUGAAA